This is a messenger RNA of Trichoderma gamsii, 3054 nucleotides long. RefSeq lists its product as hypothetical. NCBI's taxonomy places the organism in Eukaryota, Fungi, Ascomycota, Sordariomycetes, Hypocreales, Hypocreaceae. The transcript has 3 exons. Gene Ontology annotation, molecular function: protein binding; ADP binding. The coding region runs from base 1 to 3054 and encodes 1017 amino acids. The record is from RefSeq and is a predicted model, not a curated record.
AUGGAGUCUCAGAGCGUGACUGUCGCUGCUGAUUUAUCUUCCAAGAUUAUCAUACUAUGUUCCAAGUAUUUCGUCAAUGUUGCUCAUGCUCGAGCCGAGGUCGAACGCCUCAAAGAACAGCUCAAGAGUCUGGAGACGACUCUACGUCAAGCUAAACAUCUCCUCGAGCAUCCAAACAGUCAAUCUUUAUCCGCAUCUCGAGAACUCAAUGACCCAAUCCAAAAAUGCCAAGCUGAGCUUCAGCGACUACGGGAUAAACUUGAGCCCAAUACAAAAGAGAAGACGAUGAGCAAAUUUGGCCUUCGCGCAGCGAAAUGGCCGUUCAGUAAGGGUGAGGUUGAAGCCGUUAUUACUUCUCUUGUCGAAUACCGAGAGGCAAUUACAGCUAUUUUGCAGAUCGAUCAAACAAAAUUGCUUCUCGAUAUCAACCAUAAAAUCGAGAAUUUAUCUCUUCAGUCGACCAAGGAUAGAUCCGUGGAAUUUAAAGCUCUUUUCAUCAUGCCUUUCCCCCGCGAUCCAGACUUUGUGGACCGGCCAGUCCUUCGAGGGUGGCUCGAAGAGCAGUAUAACGCAAGUCCAGCUCGUCGAUUGGCGCUGGUUGGCAUGGGUGGAUUUGGGAAAUCUCAGAUCGCCAUCGAGUUUGCCUAUAGGGUGCAUAUCGCGUCACCCGAAACCAGCGUGUUUUGGGUACAUGGCGGUACGGAGGCGAAAUUCGAAGAGUCGUACCGAUCGCUUGCAAACGCACUCGCACUACCUGAUCGCCACGACCCAAGUACCAACGUUCUUGCCCUUGUCCGAGAUUGGCUACAAAGGAUAGAAGCACCGCCCUGGUUGAUUAUACUGGACAAUGCCGACGAAAUGGAGACGUUCUUCCCUUCCAAGAGCCACGAUGGAGAGAAUCAACGGGAACCUUUGGCGUCUUAUCUACCAAAAACAGGCAGUGGGAAAAUCGUCAUCACGUCGCGCAGCAGAAGCGUGACAGAAAAAUUGACUGGUAGCCACAAAGCUAUCCAGGAGGUGUCAACAAUGGAUAGCCUCGAAGCUCUGAAGAUUCUUGAAAAUAAACUAAGCCAAGAAAUCGACCAAGACGGAGCCAUAUAUCUUGCUCGUGCCCUAGAUUUUAUUCCACUCGCUGUGAACCAGGCAGCUGCAUAUAUCAACCGACGCGCACCCCGUGUCUCCAUCAGAUCAUAUCUCGAGGAAUUUCAACAGAGCGAGAAACAAAAAAAAAGUCUCCUGAAUAGGGAUGCUGGCGAUCUUCGGCGACGUGAAGAUGUUUCCAAUUCUGUUGUCAUAACAUGGCAAGUUACCUUUGAGCAGAUACGCCAGGAGAGGCCGUCAGCAGCGAAUUUACUCCUACUUAUGAGCUUCUUCCAGCCACAAAAUAUUCCUGAAUUCAUGCUGUCGGACUACGACUUUGUUAUCUCAAAUUUUGAAGACAUGAAUGACGAUAACGGCGAAGACUUGGAUGAAGAUUCGGAUGAAGAUUCGGAUGAAGACCUGGAUGAAGAUCCGGACGAAGACCUAGAGGACGAAGAUCGUGAUGGAGAUCUGAAAGAUGACUUGGAUGUUCUGCGGGGUUAUUCCCUCAUCAGGCUAUCCACCACAUCUGGACUCUGUGAUAUGCAUGCUCUCGUGCAGUUCUGUACUAGAGUUUGGCUUUUGGAGUCUGAUGGAAAUCACUUUGCGCGACUGAAAUCCCUAUUCUUGGACCUCAGUGCCGAACACUUCCCUGAUGGGACAUUUGAUACAUGGGCCACAUGCCAGCUUCUACUGCCUCAUAUGAAGCCACUCAUGGAUGAAAAGGUUUUGGGAAAACCUGAUAUUUUCAAUUGGUGUGAGCUGUUGGAAAACGUCUCGUGGUACAUGCGAGAAAUUGGGAAUUACUCCGCGGCCGAGACUAUCGCGCAAACAGCUCUUGACGCGAGUAGGAGACUGCUAGGAAACGAGCAUCGCAUAACGCUGGAUCUCAUACAUCUCUUAUCAGUAAUGUAUCAGGCACAAUGUCGAUUUGAUGAAGCGGAGCUGCUAGUUGUGCAGGCCAUGGAGACCUCAACAAGAGUAUGGGGAGACAAGCAUCCUAAAACAUUGGUAAGAAUGUCGCACUUGGUACAUUUAUUUGUCAUGCAAGGAAAAUACGUAGAUGCGGAAUCGCUGCUUAUGCAAAUGAUAGAGAUGUCAAAAAGCAUACGGGGAGACGAGCAUCCUGAGACAUUGAAGUAUAUUUUUGACUUGGUAUCCAUAUACACGAUGCAAGGAAGAUUAGCAGAAGCGGAACCCCUAUGCCUGCAGUUAAUGGAGACGUCGAAAAGAAUUCUGGGAGAGGAGCAUGAUCAGACACUGUCUCGCUUGGGUUUCCUAGCAAACAUUCACAAGGAUCAAGGCCGACUAGCAGAUGCAGAAUUAUUAGCAACACGGGUGAUAGAGAUUAGAAAGAGGGUACUAGGAGACGAGCAUCCUGAUGUGCUUGCACCGAUGAAUGAUCUAGCUUACAUACUCAAAGAACAAGAGCGAUGGCAAGAGGCGGAGUCUUUAUUCCUCCAGGUGUUGGAGACAAAAAAGAAGGUACUAGGAGAGGAGCACCCUGGUACACUUGACACUAUGAUCUCUCUCUCACACACACUUAAAGAGCAAGGCAAAUACACAGAGGCAGGAUCAUUAUAUGCACAGGUGAUAGAGACAAGAAAGAAGGUACUGGGGGAUGAGCACCUUGAUACACUUGUCGCCAUGAACUUUCUCAUGCUCACACUUUAUGUGCAGGAGCGAUUAGACGAGGCAGAAUCGAUAUGUGUACAGCUGGUAGAGGUAAGAAAAAGGGUGCUGGGAGAUGAGCACGCUGAUACAUUGACGGCCACGGCCUCUCUGGCGUUCAUAUUCGAUGACCUAGGCCGCUCAGACGAUGCAUUGGAGCUAUUACGCCGUGCUGUUCUUGGUCUGCAACGCAUUGCAGGCCCAGGUCACGAAGAAACUGUGUUUGGGUUUGAUGCUCUCAAACGAUGGGAACGACGUCAACUCGAGGUUCUAUCCGCACAAGAGUGUUCAGAGACAGGAUAG